AUGACACCCGUGCAGGCAGCUUCCAUACCAUUACUACUAAAAGGAAAAGAUGUUGCUGCAGAAGCAGUAACAGGGAGUGGAAAAACAAUUGCGUUUUUAGUUCCACUCUUAGAGAUAUUGCAGAAAAGAAAUGAGAAAUGGAAACCUAUAGAAAUUGGAGCAAUAAUAAUCAGUCCUACAAGAGAAUUGGCUAUCCAAAUAAAUGAAGUUUUGCAAAAGUUUCUAGACAAUAUACCAGAUUUAAAACAAGUAUUACUUGUUGGUGGUACAACAAUUGCAGAAGAUGCAGAUAAACUUAAAGCUGGAGCAAAUAUUAUUGUAGCCACACCUGGUCGAUUAGAAGAUAUGUUGUCUAAUUGUAAAAGUAUAAACUUGACAGCAUAUGUAAAAUCUUUGGUAACUAAUAUUUAA
Bombus huntii is the source of this 411-nucleotide messenger RNA. Its product is annotated as ATP-dependent RNA helicase DDX55-like. The record is from RefSeq and is a predicted model, not a curated record. Gene Ontology annotation, cellular component: nucleolus. The transcript has 3 exons. Bases 1 to 411 code for a protein of 136 amino acids. Gene Ontology annotation, molecular function: ATP binding; nucleic acid binding. Lineage: Eukaryota; Metazoa; Arthropoda; Insecta; Hymenoptera; Apidae.